Messenger RNA from Pimephales promelas (fathead minnow), 707 nucleotides. The record is from RefSeq and is a predicted model, not a curated record. NCBI's taxonomy places the organism in Eukaryota, Metazoa, Chordata, Actinopteri, Cypriniformes, Leuciscidae.
AGCGCAAGCCUGGUGCGCGUGAAAACCGCCUGCAUCUCGCCAAAGCGAGACAAAAACCGAAUAGCCUACAUUAACAGCAUCUUUUUCAUUUUAAUAUUGUAGUUGUAGUGCUCGGUUUCUGUGCGGACCCCGUGUACCAGUUCAGACUGUCUGAGACUGGCAGUGUUGAAGGACAGAAGCGGAGCGGGUUUCGAUACCGGGACAGAAGAUGCUGAUUCUUCUUCAUUGACGGUUCUUGUCCAACCCAUGGGUUAUGAACACAAAAACACAACGGCACAUCACUCGUGUAAUAGAUCACGAGUUUAAAACGGGAUCCUUUUGUGCCUCUUUUUUUCUCCCACGUGCAAUAAAGUGGAUCCGCAUUUGAGGAGUGUCAGCGGAGCAGGCCUGUGCAAGACAGGGCGAGGAAAACUUCAGAGAAGAUGAGGAAGAGCCGGAGCGUUCUAACUGUGUCACCUAAUGAGGACAGCAAAGAGCCUCCGGACUGCAGACUAAGUGAAUCUUUCACCUCUACUGGUUGCACGCUGGGGGUAGACCUGCACAGGAGGAGGCGCCGGUUCUCUGGGAACCUACAGUUGCCUCCUUUAUCAUGGCGGCAGAUGGAGAGGUCACGCAGUCCGGAUGAUGAGUUCAUGGCAAGACCAACUACCCUGCCCUUCAUCACACCCCCUCGCAUUGACAUCACACCUGUGGACUCUGAAUGGUGA